CCGGCUGGUCACACGAAGGCGAAGGCGGGCUAGGCACUGAAUCUCCGAGAGAGAGUCGCGAUUUGGAGCCGCGAUGAACUUGGCAGACUGCCUGGCUAGGGCGGCGGCUCAGGGCCGCGAGCACGAGGUUCGGGCUCUGCUGGAAGCAGGGGCUUUGCCCAACGUUCCGAACUGUUUCGGUCGCACUCCGAUUCAGGUGAUGAGGAUGAGCAACACCCAAGUAGCCCGCUUGCUGCUGCUUUACGGUGCGGAUCCGAACUGCGAGGAUCCAACCACCCUCUCCCGACCGGUGCACGAUGCAGCGCGGGAGGGCUUCUUGGAUACUCUGGUAGUACUGCACCAGGCGGGAGCGCAGCUGGAUGUGCCUGACGCCUGGGGUCGCCUGCCGAUAGCCCUGGCCCUGGAACAGGGUCAUUUCCAGGUCGUGCGCUAUCUGCUUGUAGCUCAUCUGCUUGCAGCUCUUGAGCUUUCGGCUCAAGCACCCCCAGACCACCCCUAAAGUCUGGCUAAGUCCCUCACCUGCCCGCCCAGUUCUCUUCCUUGGAUCCACCUCUGGAAAAAGAAUGGCGCUUGGCUGGUCCCGAUUUGCGCCUGUGAUUCUAGCGUGUGGGAGGCUGGGCGCGAGCAGUUAGAGGCCACCUUGCUUUACAAGGAAAUAAAAGGAAAUGAUGCUU
Molecule: messenger RNA, 674 nt
Organism: Myodes glareolus (Bank vole)
Lineage: Eukaryota; Metazoa; Chordata; Mammalia; Rodentia; Cricetidae
Product: cyclin-dependent kinase inhibitor 2A-like
Biological process (GO): regulation of G1/S transition of mitotic cell cycle; negative regulation of cell population proliferation; regulation of cyclin-dependent protein serine/threonine kinase activity
Cellular component (GO): nucleus; cytoplasm
Molecular function (GO): cyclin-dependent protein serine/threonine kinase inhibitor activity; protein kinase binding
Source: RefSeq, a predicted model, not a curated record